UCCAAAAUAUUUCAAACCAAACCAAACCACAAUGGACAACUGCCGUAGAACCACCGCCCCUUUCAAGCCAUGGAAGAAAGGCCCGACCCGAGGUAAAGGCGGUCCACAGAACGCAUCAUGUGAGUUCCGUGGUGUCCGCCAAAGAACUUGGGGUAAAUGGGUUGCAGAAAUCCGUGAACCCAAGAAAAGAACCCGAUUAUGGUUGGGUUCUUUUGCUACUGCUGAAGAAGCCGCUAUGGCUUAUGAUGAAGCCGCUAGACGACUUUAUGGGCCAGAUGCUUACCUUAACUUACCUCAUCUUAGGUCCAACUUUAAUCCUUUGAAUAAAUCACAUAAGUUUAAAUGGUUUUCUUCAAAUAAGUUCAUGUCAAUGUUUCCAUCAACGGGUUUGCUUAAUCUUAAUGCACAACCAAGUGUUCAUGUGAUACAUCAAAGACUUCAAGAGCUAAAGAAAACUCAACCAUCUUCGUCUUCUUCAUCGAGCUCAAAUAGUUCGUCUAUUGUUGAUCAAGUUAGCCAGGAACAAGUUCAAGUUACUAGUGAGAAAACCAAUGUCAAAGAAUGCAUUGAAAAGCCUCAAAUCGAUCUCAACGAGUUUUUACAACAAAUUGGAGUGUUGAAGAAAGAUGACCAUCAUAAAGAGAAUGAAUCUUCGGUUUCAAAAGGUGAUGUUGUUGAAGAGUCGAAUUUGGGAGAAGAGGAUUUCAAUUGGGAUGUGUUGAGUGAGCUUCAUGGAUCUAAUGAUCAUCAUUAUCAUAUGUUUGAUGUUCAUGAUCAUGUUCAUGUUCAUGACCAUGAUCAAGAACUAGUAUUGCCUACCACUAUAUGGAAUUUUUAAGAUGGCUUUACAAGAUUAUAUCAAAUUUGACGUAGUAGGAUUCAGAUAAGCCUGUAUAACGUAAUGAAACGAAUAUGAUCAAUCUAUGAACGUACUUAGAGAAAGGGUGCAUCAAUAGAUGUCGUAUGUAAUGAUACACCAUACACCAUAUUAUCGAUCUUUUCGUGAAUGAUAAUUCUAUAAUGGCCAACUUCCUAGCUAGCAUGUCAUUGUAGAGAAAUAUUGAUCAGUCAAUGAAUCAUGUCAAGUGUUUGGAGCUUAGGUUUUGAAGUGAUCAUUGAUACUGGAUUAUACAAUAUGCAUGAGAUGGCUGUUGUAACAUGAGGUAUUUGCAUGUGUUUUAUAACUUUAAAGUUGGUAAUAAACAUU
Molecule: messenger RNA, 1207 nt
Organism: Erigeron canadensis
Lineage: Eukaryota; Viridiplantae; Streptophyta; Magnoliopsida; Asterales; Asteraceae
Product: dehydration-responsive element-binding protein 2F
Exons: 1
Coding region: 32-838 (268 amino acids)
Biological process (GO): positive regulation of DNA-templated transcription; response to stress
Cellular component (GO): nucleus
Molecular function (GO): DNA-binding transcription factor activity; transcription cis-regulatory region binding
Source: RefSeq, a predicted model, not a curated record